ACUUCCGGCUAGCCCUUCCCCCGCCUCCCUCGCGUGGCCACCUCCCCCUCUGCCUUCUCCUACCCAGUCUCUUCCCCAAGUCUCCCCACCCCUCGUGCUCUCCGCCCCGCUUGCCCCCAGUUCUUCCCCGCCCGCUCCAUCCGGGUCGCUGACGGCUGUCUCUGGAGUGGACAGCGGCGGCGUCCGCUUUUCUCUAAGGAACCCGAUGAGAACUUCCAUUUUCUGUUGAUGUGGAGACAUAGGGUACCUCCAACUUUCCGGGGUUUCAGAAGAGAAUUUUUUAUUGAAACUGGAAGACCAAAAUAAUUACAAGCAUGUUGUGCUGGGGAAAUGCAUCCUUUGGACAGCUAGGUUUGGGUGGAAUUGAUGAAGAAAUUGUACUAGAGCCCAGAAAAAGUGACUUUUUUAUAAAUAAAAAGGUCCGAGAUGUAGGAUGUGGACUCAGACAUACUGUAUUUGUUCUGGAUGAUGGAACCGUGUACACAUGUGGAUGUAAUGAUCUAGGACAGCUAGGUCAUGAAAAAUCCAGAAAGAAGCCAGAGCAGGUUGUUGCCUUGGAUGCCCAAAAUAUUGUAGCUGUUUCAUGUGGAGAAGCUCAUACAUUAGCAUUAAAUGACAAAGGCCAGGUGUAUGCUUGGGGUCUUGAUUCAGAUGGACAACUUGGCCUGUUAGGAUCAGAGGAAUGCAUCAGAGUACCCAGAAAUAUUAAAAGUUUGUCAGAUAUCCAGAUUGUACAGGUUGCUUGUGGUUACUAUCAUUCACUUGCACUUUCUAAAGCAAGUGAAAUCUUCUGUUGGGGACAGAAUAAAUAUGGCCAAUUGGGUUUAGGUACUGACUGUAAAAAGCAAACCUCACCACAGCUGAUUAAGUCUUUGCUUGGAAUCCCUUUCAUGCAAGUUGCAGCAGGAGGAGCCCAUAGUUUUGUACUCACCCUUUCUGGAGCUAUCUUUGGAUGGGGACGCAACAAGUUUGGUCAGCUAGGUCUUAAUGAUGAAAAUGAUAGGUAUGUUCCUAAUUUACUAAAGUCACUAAGAUCUCAGAAAAUAGUUUAUAUUUGUUGUGGAGAAGAUCAUACUGCUGCACUAACCAAGGAAGGUGGAGUGUUUACUUUUGGAGCUGGAGGGUAUGGUCAGUUGGGCCAUAAUUCUACCAGUCAUGAAAUAAACCCAAGGAAAGUUUUUGAACUUAUGGGAAGCAUUGUCACUCAGAUUGCUUGUGGACGGCAGCACACUUCUGCUUUUGUUCCUUCAUCAGGACGAAUUUACUCUUUUGGGCUUGGUGGUAAUGGGCAGCUGGGAACUGGUUCAACAAGCAACAGGAAAAGUCCCUUCACUGUAAAAGGAAAUUGGUACCCUUAUAAUGGGCAAUGUCUACCAGAUAUUGAUUCUGAAGAAUAUUUCUGUGUAAAAAGAAUUUUCUCAGGGGGAGAUCAAAGCUUUUCACAUUACUCUAGUCCCCAGAACUGUGGGCCACCAGAUGACUUCAGAUAUCCUGAUCCUACAAAGCAGAUCUGGACAGUGAAUGAAGCUCUAAUUCAGAAAUGGCUGAGCUAUCCUUCUGGAAGGUUUCCUGUGGAGAUAGCCAAUGAGAUAGAUGGAACAUUUUCUUCCUCUGGUUGCCUAAAUGGAAGUUUUUUAGCUGUUAGCAAUGAUGAUCACUAUAGAACAGGUACCAAAUUUUCAGGGGUUGAUAUGAAUGCUGCUAGGCUUUUAUUCCACAAACUUAUACAACCUGAUCAUCCGCAGAUAUCUCAGCAGGUGGCAGCUAGUUUGGAAAAGAAUCUUAUUCCUAAACUGACUAGCUCCUUACCUGAUGUUGAAGCAUUGAGGUUUUAUCUUACUCUACCAGAAUGUCCCCUGAUGAGUGAUUCCAACAAUUUCACAACAAUAGCAAUUCCCUUUGGUACAGCUCUUGUGAACCUAGAAAAGGCACCACUGAAAGUACUUGAAAACUGGUGGUCAGUACUUGAGCCUCCACUAUUCCUCAAGAUAGUAGAACUUUUUAAGGAAGUUGUGGUACAUCUUUUGAAACUCUACAAGAUCGGUAUUCCCCCUUCUGAAAGAAGAAUUUUCAACAGUUUUCUUCAUACUGCAUUAAAGGUUUUAGAAAUACUACAUAGGGUAAAUGAGAAAACGGGACAGAUUAUACAGUAUGAUAAAUUUUAUAUACAUGAAGUACAAGAAUUGAUAGACAUAAGGAAUGAUUAUAUCAACUGGGUCCAACAGCAGGCCUAUGGAAUGGAUGUCAACCAUGGAUUAACUGAGUUGGCAGAUAUCCCUGUUACAAUCUGCACAUAUCCAUUUGUAUUUGAUGCCCAAGCAAAAACUACUCUGUUACAGACAGAUGCAGUCUUACAGAUGCAGAUGGCUAUUGAUCAGGCCCACAGACAGAACGUCUCCUCUCUUUUUCUCCCAGUGAUUGAAUCUGUGAAUCCCUGCUUAAUUCUAGUGGUGCGUAGAGAAAAUAUUGUAGGAGAUGCAAUGGAAGUCCUUAGGAAAACAAAGAACAUAGAUUACAAAAAGCCACUCAAGGUUAUAUUUGUUGGAGAAGAUGCUGUGGAUGCAGGAGGGGUACGCAAAGAAUUUUUCUUGCUCAUCAUGAGGGAAUUAUUGGAUCCUAAAUAUGGCAUGUUUAGGUAUUAUGAAGAUUCCAGGCUCAUUUGGUUUUCUGAUAAGGUAAAUUGUGAA
This is a messenger RNA of Cebus imitator (Panamanian white-faced capuchin), 2687 nucleotides long. It is a transcript of the gene HERC4, whose product is annotated as HECT and RLD domain containing E3 ubiquitin protein ligase 4. Gene Ontology annotation, molecular function: ubiquitin-protein transferase activity. The annotation marks the transcript as partial. The transcript has 21 exons. Lineage: Eukaryota; Metazoa; Chordata; Mammalia; Primates; Cebidae. The record is from RefSeq and is a predicted model, not a curated record.